UUCACUUGAACUCUACGAGGAUCUGGAACUUGGUACCAGCAGCAGCCUCUUGGGCCCAUCUGCCUCCUCCGAGAGUCCAGACCAAUUUGGGUGACAGACCACUUCUUUGGGGAAUUAAAAGCCACUGUCUUUGUCUUCCAAAUCUCUACAAAUCAGACCUGUAAAGGGAGCCCAUGAGGACCUGAGACAGCCUAAUUAGCUCAAUCAGACUGCCGCCAUCAUGCGUCGCAUGCACGCUCCUGGGAAGGGCCUGUCCCAGUCGGCUCUGCCCUACUGCCAUAGCAUCCCCACCUGGCUGAAGCUGACGUCUGACGACACGAAGAAGCAGGUCUACAAACUGGCCAAGAAGGGCCUGACUCCCUCACAAAUCGGUAUGAUCCUGAGAGAUUCACAUGGUGUUGCACAAGUAUGUUUUGUGACAGGCAAUAAAAUCUUGAGAAUUCUUAAGUCCAGAGAACUUGCUCCUGAUCUUCCUGAGGAUCUCUAUCAUUUAAUUGAGAAAGCUAUUGCUGUUCGAAAACAUCUGGAGAGAAACAGAAAGGAUAAAGAUGCUAAAUUCCGUCUGAUUCUGAUUGAGAGCCGUAAUCACUGGUUGGCUUGA
Hippopotamus amphibius kiboko is the source of this 601-nucleotide messenger RNA. Its product is annotated as 40S ribosomal protein S13-like. Gene Ontology annotation, molecular function: structural constituent of ribosome; small ribosomal subunit rRNA binding. The record is from RefSeq and is a predicted model, not a curated record. The transcript has 3 exons. Bases 221 to 601 code for a protein of 126 amino acids. Gene Ontology annotation, biological process: translation. NCBI's taxonomy places the organism in Eukaryota, Metazoa, Chordata, Mammalia, Artiodactyla, Hippopotamidae. Gene Ontology annotation, cellular component: nucleolus; ribosome; cytosolic small ribosomal subunit.